AUGUGUUGUAUCUUCACCUGCUGCGGUUGGAUGGUAGAUCUCAUCCAGAGAUUAUGGGUGUUCCUGAUGUCCUGCUGCAUCAGUACGGCAGUGGGCUGCGUGAUGGUAACCUCAUCGAUGUCAGGGAUCGCUCUGGGAUACAAUUACUCUCUGGCUGAGUACAUCGAAUUGAAAGAGACGAACGUUUCCAUCUACUUGAAGAGAGGUAUCUUUGAUGAUGAGGUGGGAGACGACAUGGAAUGGAGACGAAGCGGACAUCACUCACGCAAGGGUCACCUGUCGGAUGAGAAUCUAAGGACUGGAGCUCCAGUAGACGAUGAAACUACCUCGAUAAGGUCUGGUCGGAGAUUGGACGACUCCGUGUUUGAAGCUGAUGACCAGCACAAAUUUGAGGGGUCCUUGAUGAAGCUCACAGCUCGACCAGUCCACUUGGACACCCCAAAGCCUCGAAUCACUGAGGAUUUCGAGAUGUCUGAUAUCGAUAAAAAAUAUCCACAAGGUUCCAUUGAUCACUUGAAAGCGAUACAGUCUCUGAUCGACUCCAGGAGACGUAUGGCUGCUGGCGGACCUACACUCACACCGUUGGCCACAUAUCGAUCUAACGAUUUCUUACCAUACCUUCCGGCGAAUAACAAUCCUUUAGAACCUGGUAAUCCUGAUGCUCAGAUAAGACGUAGAAUGGAACAAGGUGGUGCCAAUUGGCCUUCUAACGUGAACCCUGCACGACUUGCCGUACCUGAUGAAAGUAUUGGAUCACGUGACAACUGGGUAAUCCCAAAAAAUCCUUUCCUGUUUAAUCGGGAGCAAGUUCCGGAUUAUUUUGUUUUGUCACCGACAUACCCAUCAGCUAUCACGGUAGCUCCUCAUCUACUCAGACCUACGACUAGUAAAAGAUUGGAAGGGGAAGGAGCCAUCAUGUUUGUCACGAGACCGAUAGCUCAUACUUCAGCUCAUACUUCGGCUACUACAGAGGCUACUACACCAGAGAUUGUAGUAGAAAAAGAACCGGAACUGCCUGAUAUAAAAAUGCCGUUGCCUGUACCAAUGCUAGAUGCCGAUUUGCAAGGAAAAUUAAACGAAAUUAAAGCCAUCGAAAACAAAUUGCCAAAGGUGGUAGAGAAGUCAUCCGAAGAAGAAUACGAAGACGAAAUCAAAGGUCUUCCAGUUCGCAGGCGCAGAAAUGCAGAGGUUCAUAAUGAACCUUAUCAUGGAAAAAAUGCCAGCCCAGACAAUCUAAAACCUUACACUACACAUGACAAUAAUAACAAAGAUGACAAUGGGAACCAAGUAGCAGAUGAAGAUACUAGUAAUUUUAAAAGCAAACGUAAACAAUCUCUUCUGAACCUUUUGAUAACGACUAUAAAAUUAAAUAAACCAACAUUAGAUGAAGUAACACCAAACGAAAUUCUAACAUCACCAAAAGAUACAAGAGAGUCGUUCGAGAGUAAAAUAGUUUCAAGUAAAUAUGUACCUAAUGAUGAAGUUAUAAGGUUUAAUGUAAAACAGACAACGGUUGGUAAUCAAGAACUGUUGAGUAGUACCGUAAAUCGAAAUGAUGACGUUAGGUUAUUCAAGAAACCAGCUUCAAAGUUUUUUGUUCAUUUGUUAUUUUUGUAG
Molecule: messenger RNA, 1617 nt
Organism: Spodoptera littoralis (African cotton leafworm)
Lineage: Eukaryota; Metazoa; Arthropoda; Insecta; Lepidoptera; Noctuidae
Source: the annotation of a GenBank genome assembly